Messenger RNA from Chlorella variabilis, 2307 nucleotides. RefSeq lists its product as hypothetical. The transcript is spliced from 9 exons. Lineage: Eukaryota; Viridiplantae; Chlorophyta; Trebouxiophyceae; Chlorellales; Chlorellaceae. The coding region runs from base 1 to 2307 and encodes 768 amino acids. The record is from RefSeq and is a predicted model, not a curated record. Gene Ontology annotation, molecular function: heme binding; oxidoreductase activity, acting on paired donors, with incorporation or reduction of molecular oxygen; iron ion binding.
AUGGAGACAGCAGUCCUCACAGCCGUGCUGGAUGCCGUGGUGCUGGUUGGAUGGCAGUGCCGCGGCGCCGUGCAACGGCUGCUCCGCCUGGCCCUCUUCAAGAGCUACCGCAACCCGGCCGUGGCUACUGACGACCUCACCAAGCACACCAAAAUCAACGUGUGGGACAUAGCCGGCUUUGGGCGCGUCGUGUUCACAAGCAGCCCUCAAGUGGCGAACCGUGUGUUUCACCGUCCAAGCCUCAAGUUUGUGAACAGGCUGGGUAGCGACUGGGGCCUGAAGCAGCUGGGGAUGUAUCGCCAGGGUAUCAUUUGGAACAAUGACGUGGAGAGCUGGGUGAAGGGCCGAAAGUGGUUUGAGGCAGCUGUCAAGGCACCGAAAAGCAAGGGUCUGGCGGACCGCAUCACCGACAUCUCUUUCCAGGCUUUCCAGGUAACUGGGAUGCUUGCUGCCACCUCAAACACACCCCCUGGCCCAUCUGCUGCACGUUCGCUGCUGAUUGCCUGGUGCGUGCAACGGCUGUACAACAUGCAGGCCACCGCCCAGCAAUUUGUCAGUUUCGGAGGGCUGGCUGCCGCUGGCAAGUCCACUUUCAGCACCGCCACCAUCAGCGACGCCACCGACUUCAUGAGGUGCUGCACCUUCCGCGUCAUCUGCGCCCUGGCCUUUGGCAUCACGGUGGAGCGCCUGGACGACCGCCUGACGCUGGACUGCGUGCACAAGGUGACCGCCUACUUUGAGGCCUGGAACUUCUUUCUGCUUCGCCCCUACUGGCUCCACCUGCUGCUGCUGCCCUUCUGCUGGCGCCAGCACCGCCGCCACCUGCAGUCGGUGUCAGCUUUGCAGCAGGCCACGAAGCACCUGAUGCAUCUGGGCAGCAGCACCGCUGGCAAUGGUGCUGCGGCUGACGCAGCCGCUCCCGGUGCCAAAGGCCUACACCUGUUUCUGCAUGAUGUGCUGCGUGCGGAGGCAAGGGGAGACAUCAGCCACAGCCAGGCAGUGCAGUGCUGCCUGGAGAUGCUGCUGGCGGGCACCGACACCUCCUCCGUGACGCUGGGCUACCUGCUGCUGGCGCUGCGGGACCAGCCGCUGCUGGAGGCGGUGCUGCGCGCGGAGGUGCUUCAGGCGCUGAGGGCAGGCAGCGCUGGCAGCGCCAGCGGUGGCUGCAGCAAGGGCAGCCUGCGCUGUCUGGGCUCCGCCAACCUGCCCAAGAUGAAGGCAGCGCUGUAUGAAGCCAUGCGCUUCAAGCCAGUUGGCCCUGUGUCCAUCCGACAGGCGGCGCGCGGCUGCCCCGCCGGCGGGUUCCUGCUGCCAGGCAGCGACAGCACCGGCAGCGUGCGGCUGCAGGCAGGCGACACGGUGAUCGUCAACCUGGCAGGCAUCCACCGCUGCCCCGCCAUCUUUCCCAACCCCUCCCAGUUUGACCUCGCCAACUUCUGGCCCAGCACCGCCGCCCAGCUGGGUGCCAACUUCUUUCCAUUUGGCGGCGGCCCCAAGGGCUGCCUGGGCAGCGACCUGGCUAUGCUGGAGAUGCAGGUGCUGACCGCCUGCUUCCUGCUAGCCUUCCAGCUCCAGAGCGCAGGCCCCGGCAGCGGCACCGCCGCCAGCGCACCUUCACUGGAUGCCCUGCAAAGCGAGUGGCAGGUGGCCAACCAGCCCACGGAGCGGGUGCCGCUGCGGGUGCGCCUGGCCCCUUCGGCGUCCGCGGUUCUGCCGGCGCUGGGCGGUGGCGACAUGGGCGCCGCAGAAGUGUCCAUUCUGCAGCACGCGGCAGGUUCCAAUGGAGGACUGCCCAGCUUCAGGCGCAUCUACCUGGUGAUGCGGGACUGCCACAUCAGCCGCCACGACCUGCGGGACCCCGCCACCUACCUGCGCCUGCAGCGCCUGAUCGUGGAGCGGCAGGCGGCCGUGGAGGCGCGGCUGGGCCAGCAGCCCUUCAUCUCCGACAGGAGCGGCGCCAUCGACCCUCUGGCAUACACCGCCUGGAAGUAUGGCGUCCACUCAGCGCAGGUGCGCGGCCUGCUGGAGCUGCCGCCAUUCCAGGUGCUGCUGGCCGCCGCCUGCGCGCCCGACACCCUGGUACUGCUGGUACCGCCCUUUGCGCCGCCCGGCCAGCCGGCCCCCGACGACGGCACGCGGCUGCUGUGCAGCGACAGAGGGCUGGAGGACGCGUUCAGCGCUGUGCUGAAGUUCUUCAAGCAUGAGGUGCUGAAGGCGCGCUCUGUGGAGGACAGGGUGGCAGAAGUGCACCAGAUGGUGCGCCACAGGGCGACUGGCAUGGCCGCGCCCCCGGCAGGCCCCGACUGA